Molecule: messenger RNA, 2217 nt
Organism: Acinonyx jubatus (cheetah)
Lineage: Eukaryota; Metazoa; Chordata; Mammalia; Carnivora; Felidae
Gene: PXDC1
Product: PX domain containing 1
Exons: 5
Coding region: 425-1120 (231 amino acids)
Molecular function (GO): phosphatidylinositol binding
Source: RefSeq, a predicted model, not a curated record
GCCCGCGAUGGGAAGUGCCUUAUAAAGCCGCAACUCGGCCGGGCCCGACCGACUCGCCGCCGCGCUUCCCCUGGAGUGCGCGCAGAGGCCGGGGGCUGACCCCAGACAGACCGGGGUUACGACGGACUCCGGCCCUUGACAGCCGCCAGACGGACCGCGGCUCCGGACAGACCUCGGACGGCCGGCGGACUCCGGCCCCAUCCCGGGUCCUAGCGGCCCACAGGCAGACCCCGGCCCCAUCCCAGCUCCGGACAGACAUCGGACGGACCCUGGCCCCGGAUAGACCUCAAUCCCGGGCAGACCGCAGGCACACGGCGGCCCGAUCCCGGCUCCGGAGACCUCGGACCGACCCCGGCCCGGCAGGCGGGCGGGCGGGCGGGGGCCGAGGGCGCCCCCGGAGGCGGGGGCAUGCGCGGCCCGCGGCAUGGCCUCGGCGGUGUUUGAGGGCACCUCGCUCGUGAACAUGUUCGUGCGCGGCUGCUGGGUGAACGGCAUCCGCAGGCUCAUCGUCAGCCGGCGCGGCGACGAGGAGGAGUUCUUCGAGAUCCGCACCGAGUGGUCGGACCGCAGCGUGCUCUACCUGCACCGCAGCUUCGCAGACCUGGGCCGCCUCUGGCAGCGCCUCCGCGACGCCUUCCCCGAGGACCGGCCCGAGCUAGCGCGCGCGCCGCUGCGGCAAGGACUGGUCGCCAUAAAGGAUGCGCAUGAUAUAGAGACCAGGCUCAAUGAAGUGGAGAAGUUGCUGAAAACCAUCAUAAGCAUGCCGUGCAAAUAUUCUAGGUCAGAAGUUGUGCUCACCUUCUUUGAAAGAUCUCCUUUGGAUCAGGUGUUAAAAAAUGACAAUGUCCAUAAAAUUCAACCCAGCUUUCAAAGCCCAGUGAAAAUAUCAGAAAUCAUGAGGUCCAAUGGAUUUUGCUUAGCAAAUACAGAAACAAUUGUUAUUGACCACAGUAUACCAAACGGAAAAGACCAACACCUGGGUGUGGAUCCCACAGAGCAUUUGUUUGAGAAUGGCAGUGAGUUUACCUCAGAGCUGGAGGAUGGCGAUGACCCAGCGGCUUAUGUCACCAACCUAUCCUAUUACCACCUGGUCCCCUUUGAGACGGACAUUUUGGACUGAGUCUCUAUUGGGCCCCCACUGCUCCCCAACCCUUGACUGCUGGUUCGGCACUAGCUGCAGUGGGCAGAGCUGCUGCCCCAGGCCUGGGCAAGGUGGUGCCUCUGUGGGGAUAGUGCCUGGGAGGCCCAGGUGUCCUGCCAGUGUAGCAGCAGGGUUUUCUGGAGUGAGGGCUGACUCGCAGGUCAGCCAGGUCACCAGAGUCCCGCACAGCCUGCUGCUUCUGAGGGCUCUUCUCUCUGCACCCGACACCACCAGCCUGUCUCUGCACCCCUGGGACUCGCUCCUCACCCUUGUGUGGGAGACCCACAAGUGCCUGCAGGACAUGUGGGUGCCAGGGUAGACACCCAGGGCCCGGCCAGGUUCCUCCUUUCUCCGUGACUGCUUCCUGGAGAGGAGCCUUCCUCUGGGUGCUGGGGGCCCAAGGCCACCCGGCCACCCUCACUCCCCACCAUUCCUUCAUACAACAAGUGCACAAAACAUUGCCUGUGAGAUUGUGUUGGGUUGCCAAGUUCUGGACGACAUACACGGGGAAUGUUAGGUAAUCCAGGAUUUCCCUGGGAACCAGGAUGUGUGGCUUUCAUUUCUGUUUUUCAUCUUCUAUCUGGAAACUGUGGGUUUUGUGUCAGCCAAAGGGGCUCUUCACAGAAGAGUCAUUGUGAAUGGCGCAUAUUGGCUGUGGAGACGGGAAGCCGUUGCUGAGCAGGUGCCCGUGAGCGGAUACUGAGAAGUGCUGAUUCUCCUCAAGAGGAAGAGAGUUCCUGCCUGGCCUGCCAGCGCCUCUUCAGCCCUGCAGUGUGGGGUAACAGUGCCGUAACCCCUGGACCGCGGACUGUGGGAGGUUCACCUCUCCUGCUGUAUACCAAGCUCUCAGUGAUGUCAUGCCAUAUUGACCUGCAAGGGGGGGAUCAACAGGAAAGCGCUAAGUCUCCCCUUUGCCCCUGGGUGGGCGGGUCUGGGUUCUGUGUGCUCCUCUCCUCAUGGUGUCUACUAACGACCAACAUUUGCUAAUGUAAAUACUAGUAAAUUAUUGAGAAUCCUAAUUCUUUUACACAGUCUGUUUUUUAAUCUAUUUUAAUUAAAUAAAGUGUAUUACUCUA